UCUGCUGGAGAUAACGACUACUCCGUAAUUGACACGUGGACUUUCGGAUCUUAUUGUCUCUUUUGUAAACUCUUCGACGACGACUAUUUAGACAGUGUCCACUGGAGCAGGAGAGAGAGAGAGAGAGAGAGAGAGAGAGGAGGAAGAAGAAGAAGAAGAAGAAAGGAAUGGAAAGGUACGAGAUAGUGAAGGAUAUUGGGUCUGGGAAUUUUGGGGUUGCAAAGCUGGUGAAGGACAAAUGGAGUGGCGAGCUCUUUGCUAUCAAGUUCAUUGAGAGAGGCCAGAAGGUGCUGUUAACACCAAACGAUUUAGCAAUUGUGAUGGAAUAUGCUGCUGGGGGAGAACUUUUUGAAAAAAUAUGCAAUGCUGGUCGAUUCAGCGAGGACGAGGCAAGAUAUUUUUUUCAGCAGCUGAUAUCAGGAGUCAGUUAUUGUCAUUCAAUGCAAAUUUGCCACAGAGAUCUUAAAUUGGAGAACACUCUUCUGGAUGGAAGCUCGGCGCCGCGUCUCAAAAUUUGCGAUUUUGGUUAUUCCAAGUCAUCUGUGUUGCAUUCCCAACCGAAAUCAACUGUUGGAACACCGGCAUACAUUGCACCGGAAGUCCUGUCAAGAAAAGAGUAUGAUGGGAAGAUUGCGGAUGUUUGGUCCUGUGGGGUUACCUUAUAUGUCAUGCUUGUUGGUGCUUAUCCCUUUGAAGAUCCAGAAGAUCCAAGAAAUUUCAGAAAAACACUUCAGAGGAUUCUUAGUGUCCACUAUUCAAUUCCGGGCUAUGUACGUGUUUCCAUGGAAUGCAGACAUCUCCUUUCCCGAAUCUUCACUGCUAACCCUGAAAAGAGAAUAACCAUCCCUGAAAUAAAGCAGCAUCCAUGGUUUCUAAAAAACAUCCCAGUAGAAUUCAUGGAGGAAAAUGGCCUCCCAAACAAUGACCAAAAUUAUGAAUCAUCAUCCCAAAGCAAUGAAGAAAUAUUGGCAAUAAUUCAAGAAGGUAGAAAAGCUGCUGCGAACGGCGCCAAAUAUGGCGGACGUUUACUUGGGAGCAUGGAUCUUGAUGAGUUAGACGAUGCUGACAUAGAUGAUAUAGAGACAAGUGGUGAUUUUGUUUGUGCGUUAUGAGUGCAAGUUCGUACCAGGAUUUUCCAGUACGCUCGGGUGCAUCCUAUACACAAGAUUAUUGUAGAAUUUCGGUUUGUAUCAUAUAUACAGCUUUUGCAUUUUGCAGCUGCAGGAGGCCAAAUGCUAUUUCCCAAAAGCAGUUGGAGAUAAGGCGGUUUUUUCGUGACAUAUUGGGGAAUCAAACUGUUUCUUUAGAGAGUGAUGCAUAUUUUACUUUGCUUAGAAGUUUGCUGUCUAGGUCAAUUGUGUGAACUGGCAUUUCCAUUGUAGGCUGUUGCUUCUUAGGUUUGUAAUUUGCAAAAUUUUCAUAACGACUUGUUGCCCGAGCGUUUCAAAGCGUUUAUUCUUGCAUCUAAGGUUCUAUGUUUGAAUCCCUCACCCCCCCCCCCCCGGGCGGCGAUAUGGUUUGUAUCAAAACAAAAUUGUAGAUUUUGAUAUUCUGUUAGCUUGUGACGUAAGCAUUCAUUUAUAGUAGAGUGGACAAAAUCAUAUGUUCA
This is a messenger RNA of Malus domestica (apple), 1609 nucleotides long. The record is from RefSeq and is a predicted model, not a curated record. NCBI's taxonomy places the organism in Eukaryota, Viridiplantae, Streptophyta, Magnoliopsida, Rosales, Rosaceae.